Molecule: messenger RNA, 1336 nt
Organism: Phycodurus eques (leafy seadragon)
Lineage: Eukaryota; Metazoa; Chordata; Actinopteri; Syngnathiformes; Syngnathidae
Gene: cdkn1bb
Product: cyclin dependent kinase inhibitor 1Bb
Exons: 3
Coding region: 593-1135 (180 amino acids)
Biological process (GO): G1/S transition of mitotic cell cycle; negative regulation of cell population proliferation; regulation of cell cycle
Cellular component (GO): nucleus; cytoplasm
Molecular function (GO): cyclin-dependent protein serine/threonine kinase inhibitor activity; protein-folding chaperone binding
Source: RefSeq, a predicted model, not a curated record
AUGUAAACGACAGUACAUGCAGUUCUCUUAAAAAUGGGCGCACGUAACAUGGAGCAAAACAAACAAGGUGGCCGCUUGGUCCCGCCCUCUCGUCUUUCGUGGGCCACUUUCAAACAAGAGGGCGGGCUCAAAAGGCUUUUUGGACCAACCAUCGUUCGCCUUUAGGUUUAAACAGCGCCUGCGUGUCAAUCAUGUUUGUUGUGCCCGCCCCCUCUCUGCCUCCCUGGCGUCAAGCUCGCUAACCAAGUCGGUCUACCUCAUCGCCAUAUUGGCUUCGGGGAAGCUCCUGUGUGCAUUUUCUCUGUUUUGUUUUUAUUUUCCCAGCGGAUUUAAAGUGACAAGAAGCGGCUGCGAGUUGGCGGAGGCGACGCAGAGCUAUCGCGGUUAUCGGUUGAAUGGCGUGAACGGCUUUUUUUUCUCCCUUUUCCCCUCUUCAACCUACGUAGCUUAUUAUAUUUUUGGAUCUUACCCAGCGAAGAGUUGUUGUUUUUCACCCCGAAAAAAAGUGGACGCUCCCGGCUGUGUUUGUGUGUGUUUGUCGGUGGUGGUGGAGGGGUGGGGGGGGGGGGGGGGAUAAAAACAACACAAAAAAAUGUCCGAUGUUCGACUUUCCAGCGGGAGCCCGACGUUGGAGCGGAACGAGCCGCGCUUGUCGGGGCACCCGAAGCCGUCAGCCUGCCGCAACCUCUUCGGCUCGGUGGACCACGACGAGCUCCGGCGGGAUUUAAAGGGACACCUGCGGGAGUUGGAAGAGGCCGCCGCCGCUAAGUGGAGCUUCGAUUUCGCCUCGGACGACCCGCUGGAAAACAACGCCGGGUUCCGCUGGGAGCUGGUGGACUGUUGCGACGUGCCGGACUUUUAUACGCGGCCGCCGAGGCGGGGGGCUUCGGGGAAUAACCGUGUGGAUGUAAACGGAAACCACCGCUGUGUCGUCGGGGAGCCCGAGGAGGAGCGAGCCGGUGGGCCGACGUCGUGCCCGGAGCAGUGCACCGCGUUGAGGAAGAGACCUGCCUGUCACGAGCCCUCAACCCAAAGUAAGAGGUCGCACAGCAGCCCGGCUGAGUUUCCGAACCGGAGCCGUGCCGCCGAACACACGCCCAGAAAGAGCAGCGGAAGCCCGGGGAGACAAACGUGAGACCGACGAACUGAAGAAGCAUUUUUCUCGGCGUACGUUUGGGGGGAAACCCUCCAGUGUUGGUCAACUUUUUUUUUUUUUUUCUCGUUUUGGAAGAAGAGGAAGUACACGCAUCAUGAGAAACAUAUCAGCUCUCCUCAAGGACGCUGUUGAAGCACUGAAUAAGAAAAACACUAUUAAAAAAAAAAAAAAAAAAAAAAA